AUGGAAUAUCCAUGUAACCCUCUUAAUUGGGAGUUCUAUAACCAUGAUGAGGGAUUAUUAGAGGACUUGAAGCAUUCACUUCUAUACACAAGUUUGGAGCUAGAAGCAACUAUUGCAUCAGCCAAAGAAGAGAUUACAAAGAAAGAAUACGAACUCAUUCAUGCUAAUGAUCUUUUAACCAGAGUCAUGAAAGAAAGAGAUGAAGCCAGAGCAAAAUGCCAUAACCUAAUGCUGGAAAAACAAGAGUUUCAAACCGAGAACAAAUCACAAAGUGAAAAUGCUUCUUCUUCGGAUUGCGAAGAAAAUAGUUCAACAACAGUACCGACACAGUUUCAAGCAGUGUUGGAAUUAGCAGAGAAGAAAGCGUUGCCGAAGAAAGGAAAGCUUUUGAAGGCAGUGGUUGAAGCUGGACCAUUGUUGCAGACACUUCUCCUGGCCGGACCGUUACCGCAGUGGCAACAUCCACCUCCACAGAUGAACUCAAUUGAGAUUCCACCGGUUUCGAUUUCGUCUCCGAAGGAUCUUUCUUUGAGCAAGAAAAGGGAGUUUGCGCUCUCUUCAGGUUCUGAUUCUUCUGUUUCAAAGUGUAGAAAAGUUGUUCAGAACUUGCCAACAAAUCAUUUUCUACCAAAUCCACCAUUUUCAUAA
Molecule: messenger RNA, 648 nt
Organism: Lathyrus sativus (Indian pea)
Lineage: Eukaryota; Viridiplantae; Streptophyta; Magnoliopsida; Fabales; Fabaceae
Source: the annotation of a GenBank genome assembly